AUGGCACCCAAACUCCCUCCUUCACCUCAACCUAACGAGCGUGAUGCGCCCGACAACAACAGGUUGUUGGAAACAGUGAUUGAGAGGCUACAACAACAAAACGCUCUCCUAAUGGAGCAGAAUGCAGCUGCUCAACAGAGUUUGGAGGCCGCUCGCGCCAACUCUGAAGCUACACAGAGGCAACUAAUGGAGAUUCUUGCAGCUAAUAGGAAUACGCAGGGAGCGUCUUCUUCCAACGCUGCCCAACAUACUGAGUGGAGCUUGGAAAGCUUCCUUCAACACCAUCCUGCAAAGUUUAGUGGAAAAUGCCUUCCUGAUGAGGUGGACCAGUGGCUGAGCGAUAUGGAACGUAUCUACAACGCUAAGAGGUGUCCGGAUGACAACCGGUUGGCCUUUACAGAAUACUUGCUGACUGGAGAAGCUAGCCACUGGUGGACGAGCAUGAAAGCUAUUUUAACGGACGCUCAGAGUCCCAUUACUUGGGCGAUUUUCAGGAGUAAGUUCUAUGAGGAAUACUUCCCAAGCAGCGUUCGUUACGCUAAGGAAGUUGAGUUCCUUCAACUGGUGCAAGGAGCGAAAUCUGUGUCGGAGUAUACCAACACGUUCAAACAUCUGUUGAGGUUCAAUACCAUGGCGAAUAGUGAGGAGUGGCAGUGUAGAAAGUUUGAAAACGGGCUGAGGAGUGAUCUGAAGGUGUUAAUCUCCAGCUUAUGUAUUCGGUCAUUCCUUGCAAUGGUCGAGAGGGCCAAAGUAUUAGAGAAAAACAUGGCUGAAGUCGAACAGCAGAAGAAACAACAAGCAACCAGGGGACCGAUUCUAACGAGAACAAAUCUGAAUCGGAAUAGGACACCGUAUGCUCGUCCAGCGCAGUCAAGUGGGUCUCAGGCGUUGGUUGUUGCUGAACAGAUGGGACAACAGGGGUCGAUCAGAUGCUUUCAGUGUGGAGGACCCCAUUACAAGUCGGUCUGCCCUCAGUUGACUGGAGGGAAGUAUUGCACUCGGUGUAGAAGAAACGCCCAUCUGGAGAGUGAGUGCAACAUGGGCGGACGUGCGGUCAUGAGGCCACCGAACGCUGGAAGGACCCAGCAAGGGAGAGGUGGUCGAGCCCAAGCUGUUGGAAGGGUGUAUGCAAUUACGGGCGCUGAGGCAGCAAGUUCAGGUACACUAAUUACCAACAUCUGUUUAGUAUAUGGAGAACCCUGUUGCGUGUUGUAUGAUUCGGGGGCGACACACUCCUUCAUCUCGAAGGCAUGCGUUGAAAAACUGGGGUUAGUUGAGAGCGAGAUGCAGUUUGACUUGGUGGUGUCAACCCUAGCGGCUGGUGAGGUUAGGACGUCUGCAGUCUGUAUUAGAUGUCCUAUUGAGGUAGAAGGGCGUAGGUAUAAGGUGAAUCUUAUAUGUUUACCUCUCAAGGAGCUAGAAGUGAUUUUAGGAAUGGAUUGGCUGACUACCAAUCACAUUCUCAUAGACUGUGGUGCUAAGGAAUUGAUCUUUCCUGAAGAAGAUGAAGAAGAUUUGUCUGUGACGCUCGGGCAGUUGAAAGAAGAUAUCAUGGAGGACGUCAGUUGCUUUCUGAUAAUGACACAUGAAGACAAGGAGGUUGGAGAUAGGAAUUUUGAAUGA
Molecule: messenger RNA, 1623 nt
Organism: Vigna angularis (adzuki bean)
Lineage: Eukaryota; Viridiplantae; Streptophyta; Magnoliopsida; Fabales; Fabaceae
Exons: 1
Coding region: 1-1623 (540 amino acids)
Source: RefSeq, a predicted model, not a curated record